Molecule: messenger RNA, 2772 nt
Organism: Lepisosteus oculatus (spotted gar)
Lineage: Eukaryota; Metazoa; Chordata; Actinopteri; Semionotiformes; Lepisosteidae
Gene: trim65
Product: tripartite motif containing 65
Molecular function (GO): zinc ion binding; protein binding
Source: RefSeq, a predicted model, not a curated record
AUAUUGUGUAUUGCGGAAGAGAAGUGGUGUUGACAUUUUAAAACAAAGAUACAGUAUUGGCAUAAAGUACUUGGGUUGUUGAAGUCCAGAGGUGACAGAAAUGGACCAUGGGAAUCUGUCUUGUGCCAUCUGUCUCGAGCCCUUCAAAGUCCCUGUCACCAUCCCUUGUGGGCACAACUUCUGUUACGACUGCAUCAGCAAGCAUUGGGAGAGGGGGAAUGGAAUAUGCUGUCCGUCUUGUCGGAUGACCUUCAAUGAAAAGCCCCCCCUCAACAAAAAUGUGAACUUGUCCGAUCUGCUGGAGAAUCAUGAAUGUGCUGAAAGUGCUCUGGGCAAUGUAUGCAGCAAGAGGGAGGUGGGGACCUGCAGGCAGCACAAUAAAUCCCUUGAGCUCUACUGCAGAACUGACCGCAUGUGCAUAUGUUGCCAAUGUGCCAUUCAAGAGUGCAAGCCCCAUGACAUCGUGCUCAUACAGGAUGAGAGGAAAAAACAAGAGGUAACACUCAGCAAAAAGAAUCAAGAGUUGGUCAGAUACAUUGAGGGCACGACAAAGAGCAUUGAAGAACUAAAGGACAACAUUGCCAAGACCAAGGUUUUCUUGCAGCAGACAUCCGAGUGGGUGAAUGUGAAGUUCUGCCAGCUGUUGAAGAGCAUGACGGAGAAGCAGGAGGCAGUGCAGCAGUUCAUGCAGCAGGAGAUGGAGGUGGUUCUGACUGAGGCUGAGGGGAGACUCACCAUUCUGGAAGAACGAGCUGAGAAGCUGAGGGAAAACCAGAAACAGAUUGAAACCAUUCAUACUCUACCAGAUAUUCACUUUCUCCGGGAGGCUCAGUUUGUUGCACUGCCAGGCAUUAGGAAUGUGCCCCUGAAUGUUUCCUCAGAUCUUCAAGACACAUUAACCGGGGUGACUGGCAUCUUGUCCAAGAUCUCCAAGCUUCUGCUGGAGGAUCUGGAGAAAGCAAUAAGUGUGGCCAGUGGCCAGGAGAGCCAAGGUUCUCCAGAAGAUAAGCAGAUUGUGGUGGCUAGUAUUCCAGAUCCCAUUGGCUCAAGCUGUUCACCAGUUAGAGAAGGCUUCCGUGCAAAUUACAGGAAGCUCUCGUUCAACCCUGACACAGCCAAUGCCAACAUCUGGCUGUCUAAGGACAGCCGCCAGGCAAAGCACAAGACUUCAGACCCACAGAACUACCCCCCCAAUAAAGCCCGUUUUGAGAACGUCUGGCAGGUGUUGUGCACUGAGGGGUUGUCGGGGGGGCAGCACUACUGGGAGGUAGAGAUAACCAAACCCUGGGCCUACAUAGGGGUGGCUUAUGAUUCAAUACCCAGGAAGGGGAAAGGCAAGGACUUGAUCCUGGGAUUGAAUGAGUUUUCCUGGAGCCUUCAUCUGUCUGAGAAAGAACUCUGUGCCUGGCAUGCAGGCAGGAAGGAGCCAGUCCAGAUCAGGCCCCAUUAUAGGAGGAUCGGUCUCCUGCUGAACUGCCAUGCUGGUACACUCACCUACUAUGGGGAAGGGCAGACCAUCCUGCAUACCUUCUACAAUGCCUUCUCCCAGGAGCUGUACCCAGCCUUCUGGAUUGGCGAAGGUGUGAGUGUCACACUGUGCAUGCCUUGACUGCAGGAACAGCUCUUGUCAUUGGCCAUUUUCUUGUAUCAAGGCUUGCAGUGUUAAUGUAACUCUCACUACUUGUUUUGUAAUGAUAUAAGUAGAAUAUAUCAGUAUUUUUAUUUUUAUAAAUUUAUAGUGAUGUAUUUUAGCUGACGAUGAAGAAGCAAUUGCUUGGCUAUACGUCUCAGAUUAAAUCCUGUCAUCUGUUGCUUCCCAUACUGCUAAUCAAUGUUACCAGUAUGCUUAAAUGGGAUGGGGUGUGUUGGGAUCCACAAAGUGGAUAAUGGAAUCACAUUUGGUGUUGCUACAUACAGUAUAUAUUGUGGUCACUCAUAUAAUAAGGAGAAUGGAGACUGAGCUGACAGGUGGAGAGUUGUGUACAGAGCUAUAAAACAGGAUAUUGUAUUUCUUUUCUUCUCUUUUCAGCAUGGAAUAAACCUUUACAUAAAUACAAUAACCUACCUAGAAAGUGUCUAGUGAAUCCUCCUUCUUUAAAACUAUAGCUACCUUCGAACAAGUAUAAACUCUCUUGGUAAAGCAACUAUCUGCUUCCAGUGUGUCCUUACAGUCUGGGCCACAUUGGCAAGCUGUUUACAAACUCUGAAGAACUGAUUGAAAACUUGAAAACAUAUUCAUGUCAUGAAUGAGAAUGGGACUGAUAGAAUUAAUGUCAUAUGUUCUUUUAGUAUCGUGAAAAAUAUCAAGCAAUUCUCAAGCAAGUAAAAUUAAGAAUCUUAUUUCAUGAUUUUCUGAGUUCUUUAGUACUGUUAACUAUUUCCAGCACUUCCUUGCCCCAGUAAAAACGGUAUUUCUCACUCUUUUUAUAGUGGUUCAGAAAAAAUGCAUUCAAAUUGUUGAAUGUCCGCUAUUACAGAUUAUACAUGCUUUCAUGUGGCAUAUUACAUUUACAGAACUAAAACAUUUUAAUGCUACUUCUAAAUUACAGCUGUUUGUAUAAAAAUAAUGUUUACACAGUAUUUGCACAUAUUUGAAUGUUUUAUAGUAUUGUAUUGAAGGUGUCUUGAAAGUUUACUGGUUUACAUUCUUGGUUUAAAAAUUAUAGGAUUGUGUGUAUUCUAUGAACAUACUGAAAUGCUUGGUUCAUUUUUGUAUGUAUUGUAAAGAAUGUAAAUUACUGAAGAUUCUAAAAUAAAAUUGCAUAUGUAUGA